This is a messenger RNA of Clavispora lusitaniae ATCC 42720, 1128 nucleotides long. RefSeq lists its product as uncharacterized. Lineage: Eukaryota; Fungi; Ascomycota; Pichiomycetes; Serinales; Metschnikowiaceae. Gene Ontology annotation, molecular function: ubiquitin binding; endonuclease activity. The record is from RefSeq and is a predicted model, not a curated record. Gene Ontology annotation, cellular component: nucleus.
AUGACAUCGUCACAACAGCUAGAAACCUUGUCAGAUCUUUUCCCAAGCUACCCUAGAAGCGAACUAGCGGCCCGUCUUUUGUGUCUGAACAGCCUUGAUUCUGUAGUGGAAGAACUUCUAUGUGAACAGCGUCCACAAACGUCAAGCCGCAAAUACCCAGAAGAAGUGGUGAAAUUAGCGGAGCUCUUUCCCCAAUAUUCAACCAAGAAAAUCUCACAGGUCUAUCACCAAAGUGGACAAGAUUCGCAGGUUGCUUUCAAUUCGCUUUUGGCGGGAGAUACUCUGAUUGAUGUCGCACAAAUAUGUGGACUAACAGAUAAAGAGGUGCAACCAUACUUGAGCAAAUACAACAAUGAUCCCCUUACUGCAAUAGCUGACAUCAUUGCCAACCACAAGAAAACAAGAAAAGCCUGGACUUCCCGUGUUCAAGACCGAAAAUCUGCUGUGGUGACGGGAGUUGUUCUUCCCGUCGAUACUGCGUCAUUGAGAGAGCUUCAAGAAAUUAUCUUGGCCAACGAGGAACUCAAAAAGCUCAACUAUGACUUUUUAGUAAAGCUGUUAGCGUUCUUCGGCAACGUUGACAAAACAAUUAGUGUUGCCCAACUAUUCAUUGAUCAUAGCGAUACAACGUUUCUCACUUCCUUGGGAUAUGUUCCGAAAGAGUGUCCCCAGGUGGGCCCAAAGGCGGCGGAUGUUCUAAAAAAGAAACAUGUUCCUUUUCAAACAGUUAGUCCGAAACCCAGGAAUGCAGUUCUUUGUGCAUGGAAGCCCAAUACUAAUACAUUGUCAUCUAAAUCUUCAACAGUCCACACCACCGUGUCUCUGCCACCUCCUUCAAGCAAAAUAGAUUUGCACGGUCUAACAGUGGCACAAGCUAUUUCAGUUACAAAGAAUGCUGUCUCUGAUUGGUGGCUGGCCGAAUUAGCUGCAAGAGUAGAGCAUGGGUUAAUCGACAAGCACGGUACCAAGGUUUCGUUCGUGGAACCGCUAUGCAUAAUCACAGGACGGGGGUUACAUUCAUCAGGAGGCCCAAAAAUAAGGCAUUCUGUGAUCAAAAUGCUAAAUCAGAAUGGGUAUGUUUACGAAGAAGAAGUGGGCCAGCUUUAUGUUAUGGGGCGCAGGAAAUAA